GGGAAGUGAGUUAGCUAUCAGUGUGCUGGUUUGGAGAUUGGCACAGGAACAUACAACUAUUUACCCUUCAAAUGUGUACAUUUUAUCUGGAGUAAAGUUUAAAGUGCGGCUAGACUUUUUAAUAAAACCAUGUCGGACAGUCCAGACUUGCCACCAAGCGAUGAACAGAAUUUGGAGAUACAAGGCUCUGUUACUAACUGCUCAGAUGCGGUGACUGCGGGACAAGAGGAAAACAUGUUUAAUGACCGACAGUACUAUUGUGAGAUGUGCCACCAGCACUUCGUAGAUCGGUGCGAGGUUCAUGGGGCGCCGUUAUUUACUUACGAUUCACCAGCGACUAAGGGGACUCCUCAGAGGGCUCUCUUAACACUCCCACAAGGUUUGGUGAUAGGCAGAUCAAGCAUUCCCAAUGCAGGACUUGGAGUUUUCAACCAAGGCCAGACUGUGCCUUUGGGGAUGCAUUUUGGACCUUUUGAUGGAGAGGUGACCAGUGAGGAAAAGGCAUUAGAUAGUUCAAAUUCUUGGGUAAUUUGCAGAGCCAAUAAUCAAUGUAGUUACAUGGAUGUAGAGAGAGAUACUCACUCCAACUGGAUGAAGUAUGUGGUGUGCUCAACAAGUGAGAUGGAGCAGAAUCUUGUUGCAUUUCAGCAAAAUGGACAGAUUCUGUUUCGUUGUUGUCGGUCUAUUAGCCCAGGCCAGGAGUUAAGAGUGUGGUAUUCUGAAGAAUAUGCAAAAGGCCUUGGCACCAUCUGGGAUAAGAUCUGGGACAGAAAAUGCACCCCUCCUGGGAAAACCGAAGAACACUCUCAAGAAUGCCCUUGUCCCCAUUGCUGUUACUCCUUUCCAACCUCUUUUUAUCUGGGUAUUCAUGUGAAACGUUCACACCCAGAUCAGUAUGCACAAUUCUUGCAGACACAGCCAAAUGUGUCCACAGACCACUCGCUAGUAGUAGAUGUAGACCAGUGCCUCCUGGCCUCUGAUGCACUUCCUCCAAGACAGGUGCAGCCAAACACAGAUUACUGUCAGGGUCAGGUUUCAAGCCAAAAUGGACAUGACCUAGAAAAGUCAGACAUCACAGAUUUGUCUGAUAUAUGCAAGAAGGGUUCCAACGAGACCACAAACGGUGUAACCGAUGUCUCUGGAGAACCAAAUAAAUGUGGUGAGUGUGACCGCAAUUUUCUGAGGUCUUGUCAUCUGAAGAGACAUCAGCGCACUAUCCACUUCAAGGAGAAGCCUUAUUGCUGCAGCCAAUGUAGGAAGUGCUUCAGUCAGGCAACAGGCCUGAAGAGACACCAACAGACCCACCGGAACGAGGAGAAACAAAUUGAUGCGACCAUACCUUCUGAUAUACACCCCUGCACCGAGUGUUCGUUCUCUUUUGUGACCAAAGUCAAUUUAUUCCAACAUCUCAAGCGCCAUCAUCACGGUGAGUACCUCAGAUUAGUUGCGAAUGGCUCGCUCACACCACAGAAUGAGGCUACAGAGGCUCAAUUCGACAAGAAUGACCCACCCUACGAACCUUCAGUUAGCUCGGGAAAGUCUGUGAAGAGCCGCUUGAGCCGUAGGAUUCGUCCUAAAAAAGUGCCUACUGGACGACCCCGAGGCCGACCGCCGAAGAAUAAGCAUAAAGCCGCAGCCGAGGCACACACGGCUUUACCGGUCUGCGCUAAAUGUGAACAAAGCUUUUCUGAUUCAGAGUUGCAAAAAACUCACCAAUGUCCUGGAAAAGCCAACAAAGAGCCGGAGGAACCGCAAGAAGCACCUGAUUCCCAUCACGUUUGUGGCGAAUGCAAAAGAGUUUUCGUUAAUAUUGAUCUUCUCAAAGCCCACGAUUGUAUUCAGCUGGAAGGUGGGCCUUACAGCUGCUUGAGCUGUAACCUUCACUUCAACCGUUUGUGUAACCUUCGCCGCCACGAGCGCACCAUCCACUCUAAGGAGAGGCCCUACUGCUGCACGCAGUGCCUUAAGUCUUUCGCCCAGUCCUCUGGCUUGAAGCGCCAUCAGCAGAGCCACUCACGCCGGAAAGCGCUCCUUCAGAGCUCUGCGCAGGAGAACGACACCAUUUUUCUCUGUACCUACUGCCCUUUCUCCUUCACGGGUGAACACUACCUUCACAAACACAUACGGCGACACCACCCAGAGAUGAGCGGCAAAUAUCUGAGUUUCGAUGGGGUUUUCUCGGGGGAAAAGCCACACAGCUGCACCCAGUGCUCAAAGAGCUUUAGCACAAUCAAGGGCUUUAAGAACCACACCUGCUUUAAGCAGGGAGAUAAAGUCUACCUUUGCCCCGACUGCGGGAAGGCAUUCAGUUGGUUUAACAGCCUCAAGCAACAUCAGCGCAUCCACACGGGUGAAAAACCGUACACGUGUCAACAGUGCGGGAAGAGUUUCGUGCACGCGGGACAACUGAACGUGCACCUCCGCACGCACACGGGAGAGAAGCCGUUCCUCUGCGCGCAAUGCGGGGAGAGUUUCAGGCAGUCCGGAGACCUGAGGCGGCAUGAGCAGAAGCAUUCGGGAGUUCGGCCAUGCCGCUGCCCAGAUUGUGGGAAAAGCUUCAGUCGACCGCAGAGUCUCAAGGCUCACCAACAGCUUCACGACGGCACCAAGCUUUUCCCCUGUGGUCAGUGCGGGAAAAGCUUUACUCGUGGAUACCACUUGACCCGACAUCUCCAGAAAAUGCACUCUUCACUACCGUAGCCAUGGCGAUACGUUGCUAAUGAAUAUACCAAUGUCAAAUCAAAGGUUUUGUUACUGUUGUUUGGAAAAUAUCUGUAUUUCCGUGGACGCAAAAUUGUCAAUUAAAAAUACCUAUUUGUUGCCGAGACAAGUCUGGAAUGGGUAUAAGAUUAUUUUCUUAAAAAUAGGAUAAGUAGGCACACAAAUACGUGAUAGUUGGAGCCCAAAACCAGAGAAUCAUGGGACAGUUUGUAUUGAGUACAGAGUUAGAACUAUAUUUUAUUAAUUAAAAAAUGCCUAAUUGUUAGACAUUGAUAUGUUUCUAUGAUCGUUAUGUAUUUAUAAUGAUAAAGCUUUUUUCACAAUAAACAUCCUCCCAUUUUGUCCCCCUCCCAAAAAAUAUGCAAUUUCCAGUCUUUUAGUUCAAUAUAUCAUCAAGGAUUUCAUUGGCAAAUAAGUCCUUAAACCACAGGGGUCCUUCGACUUCACUAGAUGCAUGAACAUUUAUCUAUCUUUUAACACACUUUCCAUCUAUGCAGCAGAAAACAUGCACAUCCUGUUUUCCGUACAGUUUGUUUUAAUUUACAAACCUUGAAUUUAGUGUUACAGUUGAGUUUGUGUACAUAUAUUACAUGAUAUCAAGUUAUAACCUUGUGCAAAUUACCGUGUGAUGCUUGUUUUAUUAAAGGUGCAGUUUGUAAGAAAUUUGCAGUAAAAUAUCCACUAGGCUAGUGUUAUAUAUUUUGUACUUGAGUACUUACAAUAUCUCAAAUGUUUCCUACUACUUGUAAAUCGUGGGGAAAUCUCCAUUCUAAACAGUGACACGGGCUGUGCAGUCGCCUGUUAAUGGCAUCAUAUCUGCAUUACCCUUUGUUACCGCCUUUCAUGACAUGGAAAGUAGAGUCUAGCGUAUAGUGAGCAGUCACUAAUUUAUGGACCACAAUUAUUCUCAACAUUUAUAAAUCUUUACCUCAUCCGCUAACAUGAUUUCUCUUUCCCGUCUGAUUGAUGGCCAUCAGUGGUGGAGUUGAAGACAACAUAUCCCAUCAUUUCACACUCCUUCACAAGCGUCAUCAAGCUACACCAUUCAUGUUUCUAUAAAUUUCUACAAACUGUACCUUUAAGCCUUUAAAGAAGCUGUUACAUGAUGAAAAUGUGCAUAAAUGGAAGGUGUUCUGAUGCUCCUUUAUAUGUGACCGGAUUGCUAUCGUCUCUCUCAGGCAUAGUAAAUGCAAUGUUUUAUUACUUUAUAAUAUUCACGGUGUGGUGUAAAACAAGCCUCCAUCAACACACCAAAGCAAAGAAUGACCUGCACAAUAUACGUGUCAAUUCAGAAGUCGUUUUGAACAUUUUAGUUUAAAAUAAUAAAGCAUCCACACUUAUAUUACUUAACAUUUUUAUGAACUUUUUUGACUGUUUAAUAAAUAUGCCACACUUUACACAACAGAGCUGUUUUAGUAAAAUUAU
Molecule: messenger RNA, 4146 nt
Organism: Triplophysa dalaica
Lineage: Eukaryota; Metazoa; Chordata; Actinopteri; Cypriniformes; Nemacheilidae
Gene: prdm9
Product: PR domain containing 9
Exons: 6
Coding region: 130-2700 (856 amino acids)
Cellular component (GO): nucleus
Molecular function (GO): protein binding; histone methyltransferase activity
Source: RefSeq, a predicted model, not a curated record